AUGAGUCGAUAUAAAUCAAUAAAUAGUUCAAUAAAAAGUCAUCAAUCAACAAUUAAUCUACCUAAAGAAGAAGUGAAUGUUGUUCUACUUGGAAAACAAAAUGUUGGUAAAUCCGCGUUAGUUGUUAAAUAUUUAACAAAACGUUUUAUCUGUGAAUAUGACCCAUUUCUUGAAGAUACUUAUUGGAAACCAGAUAUUGUUGAUCAUCAAGAAGUUCUUGUGAAAGUCAUGGAUACAUACGGAAAAGAUGAUAAACGUUUACCUUAUUAUUUAAAAUGGGCUGAUGCAGUAUUAAUAACAUAUAGUAUAACACAACAAGAUAGUUUUGAUAUGGCAUUAGCUUAUUUAGAUGCUAUAACAAGUUAUUCAAAAACUUUAAGUGUAUCAACAAAUGAACUUGUUCUUAUGUUAUUAGGAAAUAAACUUGAUCUUGAAAGAGCAAGAGUAAUUCCAAAAUGUGAAGGUGAAGCAAUAGCUGCAAAAUAUAGUUGUACUUUUUGUGAAACAACAGCAGCUGAUGAUUAUGAAUAUGUACAACAAUUAUUUCAUCGAACUGUACGUGAAGUACGAAAAGAACGUGAACGUGUUGUUGCAUCAAAUUCUAUUGAUGAAGAACCAACAGCAACAAUACCAAUAAAUUCACAUAUGAAUUUUCCUUCUCCAUCAUCAUCUUCAUCAUCAAGUUCAUCAUUACAUUUUACAAUAUCAAAUGAAACGGAAAAAAUACCACUUUCAUCCUCACCAGCUAUCCCAGCACCACCUCCAUUACCAGCAAAUCUUACACAAAAACCAGGCAAAUUAAUUAAACCUGAUUCACAAACAUCAAUAAGUUCAUCAACAUCAAAUUUAUUACUUUCGCAAUCAAAUAAAACAAGUUCACCUGUAGUAGCAACAAAUAACCCAUCUCAAGUAACAACAUCAACUACGAAACGACCACCUUCAAAAACAUCAAAUGUACUUGCAAGAAUUUUUAAAUAA
Molecule: messenger RNA, 978 nt
Organism: Adineta steineri
Lineage: Eukaryota; Metazoa; Rotifera; Eurotatoria; Adinetida; Adinetidae
Source: the annotation of a GenBank genome assembly